AUGGUUGUUCUCUACCCACUGCGGUUCCUGAUGCUGGUGCGCAAGAUCCAGCGUACACUGACGGCGGAGCUUGAGAAACGCUUUCCCGGCAGCGUUGUGGCGCUUGUGGCGCAGCGCAAGAUCACGAAGCGCCCGAACGACGUUUACAAGCUGCAGAAGGUGCAACGCUCCCGCACGAGCGUGGCAGUGUUUGAGAACAUCUUGAACGACCUGAUCUACCCGUGCGACGUCGUGGGCCGCCGCUGGCGCUGCCGCACGGACGGCAGCAAGGUGAUGAAGGUGUUUCUCGACUCACGUGACCGCAAGCGUGUGGAGUCACGCCUGCCACUCAUCGCGCACAUCUACAAGCAGCUGACACACCGCGCCGUGAGCUUUGGCUUCAUGUGGAACUCGAAGCUUCAGCAGGUUUCCUCGCGGUAG
Molecule: messenger RNA, 420 nt
Organism: Trypanosoma rangeli
Lineage: Eukaryota; Euglenozoa; Kinetoplastea; Trypanosomatida; Trypanosomatidae
Product: ribosomal protein S7
Exons: 1
Coding region: 1-420 (139 amino acids)
Biological process (GO): rRNA processing; translation; ribosomal small subunit biogenesis
Cellular component (GO): cytosolic small ribosomal subunit; small-subunit processome; ribosome
Molecular function (GO): structural constituent of ribosome
Source: RefSeq, a predicted model, not a curated record